AGACAAAUUCGUCGAUUUCUAACGUCAGACAUCCAGCACCUCCAAUUAUCUUCCUGCUGUCACUCUGCUAGCUGUCCCACUUUCUCUCUCUCCUCACCUUCAUAAAUUACAACUUCCCUUCUUCCUCUUCUUCUUUCCUACUUUUCCAAUUCUCUUCGAUUUUCUUCUAAUUUUUUGUUGAUUUGCUUCCAACAAUUCUUUCCAAUGGAAGAUCGCAAAGAUAAAGAGAGAAAUGCAUCAUGGCUAUCUGUGCCACAAUUUGGAGACUGGGACCAGAAGGGACCAUUGCCAGAUUACUCGCUUGAUUUCUCGAAAAUUAGAGAAAUGAGGAAACAGAACAAAAGAGAUCCAUCGAGGGCCAGUCUUGGUAAUGAAGAAGAUUUUAUCAAUCCAACUGCUCCUGCUAACAACAAAGCAAACGGUGACGAACAGCAGCAUUUGAAUCAAAGCCACUCUCCAACUCCGAGGAAGAGCUUCCUGAGCUACUUCAACUGCUGUGUAAGAGCCUAAGCUUUGGAAGACUGCAAUCCAAGAAGUAGAAUGGUGAUAAUAUGCAGACCCUGUAUCUAAAUCGAUCUCCUUAUUAUCCAGUUGCCUUGUGGUCCUCUUCUACUUUUCUUUGGUUUUCACACGGCAAUGUCCUGUAUUUCGGUUGUAAUUUGUCUUCAAGAGCUAACUUCAAAGCUGGACUUCCUAAAAAUGACUUCCAAAUACAAUCAAAUCAAUCAAUUUGUUCAUUCCGAAAACAAUCUGAAUGCAUUAUAGAUAGAGUGUGGACACAUUUGUGGGCUGAAGGUGUAUAUCGUGUUUGAUUUGUUGAGUAAUUCCUUAAUCACGGAUUGUCUUUUUGCCUUUUGGUAAGUUGAUCAAGCUGUCACCUUCACGUCUUUA
Spinacia oleracea (spinach) is the source of this 891-nucleotide messenger RNA. RefSeq lists its product as uncharacterized. The transcript has 3 exons. The coding region runs from base 205 to 510 and encodes 101 amino acids. The record is from RefSeq and is a predicted model, not a curated record. Lineage: Eukaryota; Viridiplantae; Streptophyta; Magnoliopsida; Caryophyllales; Amaranthaceae.